This is a messenger RNA of Leptonychotes weddellii (Weddell seal), 1763 nucleotides long. The record is from RefSeq and is a predicted model, not a curated record. NCBI's taxonomy places the organism in Eukaryota, Metazoa, Chordata, Mammalia, Carnivora, Phocidae.
CCGGGCCCCGCCUCGUGGCCCGCGCCGUGCUAGAUUUGGGCCCUGCCGGCAGCCGAAGGCGCGUCUCUCCUCCGCCAUGGCAUCAGGUUUGAAAGGCAAGGAAUCCAAAACUUCUGAAAGAACAGCUGCAGUUGCUGGUCAUUCGGUUGGCCUUUUUAAUGAUAAAUUACUGACCACAGUAGUGAAGACUCACUUCCAGGAUAUUAAGAAUGAAAGCAGAGUUGUUGAAAAUGUGAUAUAUCCAACAAGAACCAGGGGAGUUGAAAAUGUGACCUUCAAAGGAAAAAAAGGUACAGAGAAUGUCAACAGAAAACAGGAACACUGUCAGGCAGAAGAGCUUGGACCCUCUCAGUUCACAGACUCUCAUUUCAGUGAAAAGGUCUUCAGCUCUGUAAAAGCUAUUCUCGAUCUUUCUGUUUUUCGGAGUCAAGUCCCUCUAGAAAGUCUGGUAAUGGACCUGAAAAGGAAAAACCCAACUUUAUGCUUCAGUCCUUUGGAACCCAAUGGAAGAAUCUCCAUCCAAGGAUCAUUUCUGGCUAUGCAGAAACUCAAAGAAUCUUUGCUAUUAAAAGCAAGUUCUCUUUUAGAAAAAAACAGGAAUUUUAUCAGUGAGGAGAAAAGAUGGAAUAGGCAGAACUCCAGAAGGCAGCUCCAGAGAAGUAGCUCUUUGGAGUCACUCGGGUCCUCAGUACCUGAGGCCACCAAGAGAGGAGAAACGCUUGUUCUCGACACAGAUAUUUUCCUUUACCUCAAAAAGAGCAGAUUUUAUGAAAGCACAUUGAAAAACUGUCAUGUUUUCUGUGAGGAAAGAGUGGAUGGUGCAAUUACCACAAUUUGUAUAAAAAAUGCUCAAGAAUGUUCUCAGCCAAACAAUGCAAAGGUUGUAAAAGCACUUUUUGAGGAAUAUUCACUUGCUCUUCACUUCGAGCUUAGAAAGGAGACACUUACUUUGAAAGGAAAGGAGAGUCGAAAUAAAAGAAAUAUUAAGUUGGCAUGUGAACAGCUAAGUUCGAGGUUCCCUCAGGUCCUGAUAAAUUUUUAUGAGACACACAUUGACAUUAUAGGAUCUUCUUCUGACACAAACUUGUUUAAAAAAGAGGUUAUGAAAUUAAUAAGGUUAGACAGGUGAUGAGAUCUCAGCUGUAAUAAUGCCAAUGGCAGUCGCUUUUCCUUACUGAGUAGUGACGAUGCUGUAACUGACGCUGGCUUUACACACAUGAUCUCACUUAAUCCUCGCAACCCUCCUUCAGUGUAGGCAUUGCUAUCCUCAUGUUGUAGGGGAAGAACCUAGGACUUGGAGAGGUUAAAACUUUUAUCUGGAGUUAUCCAGGGGGGAAGGAAUGGGGCUGGGGUUAAACUCAGCCUAUCUGACUACAAAAUGCUGGCAAAACUCUCUUGAGAAGCUACUUUGAUUGAAAGUACUUCCCAAGCAGGUAAUCAUUACUUGACUAAAUCCGAUUGGUACGAGGCCGCUGGACCAUAUGGGACAUUUUUAUUGUUGCUUAUUUAGCCUAAGUACCUAUAGAAAAUUUUGGUUCUGUUAGAAUUACGAAGAAUUACAAAGUAUAGUGUCUUUUUUCUUUAUUCCCCCCUUUAUUUUAUAAUUGUAUGGUUAAAGUAAUAGCAUUUAAGGAAUAAAAUCAUGGGUGCUUCCUUAAAGAUGACGGAAGGAUUUGAAAAUUCUUUGCUGGGGUGCCCGGGUGGCUCAGUCGUUAAGCAUCUGCCUUCGGCUCAGGUCAUGAUCCCAGGGUCCUGGGAUCGAG